Molecule: messenger RNA, 858 nt
Organism: Talaromyces amestolkiae
Lineage: Eukaryota; Fungi; Ascomycota; Eurotiomycetes; Eurotiales; Trichocomaceae
Exons: 1
Coding region: 1-858 (285 amino acids)
Molecular function (GO): methyltransferase activity
Source: RefSeq, a predicted model, not a curated record
AUGUCUGAACAAACCCGACUCAGCAGCUACAAGCAGGGCUACUCUAAAUACACCCUUGCAACUCAGCAGUUGCGCACCGCCGAAUCUCAUGCCGCCUUCCUACUACCGCACAUAGCCAAGGGAGACUGCAUUCUGGAUGUUGGAUGCGGUCCCGGCACCAUCACCAUAGGCUUUGCCAAAUACGCGAGUGAAGGCAGUGUCGUUGGCAUUGAUAUAUCAGCCGAAGUCUUGCAAAAGGCAAAAGAAGCAGCUGCCGAAGCCAAGGUUCCUACCGAAGGUCCAGGCUCUGUCGUCUUUGAGCAAGGAAACAUUCUUGAAAGACUUCCAUAUCCCGAUGAGACGUUCGACAUUAUCUACUCAUCUCAAAUGUUUGGGCACCUUMCCCCGCCAGAUCUGCCACUCCGAGCACUGGCUGAAAUGAGACGUGUCCUUAAAUCUGGCGGUAUUCUGGCAUCGCGCGACGCAGCAGACCAGCACUUUUAUCCACGUCGCCUCGACCUCGAUCGACUAUGGGUGCAGAAUUUUCAUCGGGUAGCAGCACUAAAGCUCGCGCCUAACGAAGAUCCGACCAGCACGAGAAUGCCGGAAUUUCUACGUCGCGCUGGCUUUGAUGCUGAUGGUGGCAAGGUUAUCGUUGGCGCUGGCUCAACGGUUUAUUCAGGAGCAGAAACUCGCAAGUGGCUGGCCUGGCGUGCAAAGGGUCAUUUGCAGCAAGGAGAUGAAUUUCGACAGAGCUGGCUGGAUGCCGGUAUUACUGAAGAGGUGAUUCAGGAGACGCUAAAUGCUGUAGAUAAGUGGGUCGAUACGGAGGAUGCGUGGUAUGCCGCCAUACAGUGUGAGAUGCUUGCAUGGAAGUAA